Molecule: messenger RNA, 1204 nt
Organism: Hevea brasiliensis (rubber tree)
Lineage: Eukaryota; Viridiplantae; Streptophyta; Magnoliopsida; Malpighiales; Euphorbiaceae
Product: calcineurin B-like protein 4
Exons: 9
Coding region: 247-894 (215 amino acids)
Biological process (GO): calcium-mediated signaling
Molecular function (GO): calcium ion binding; kinase binding
Source: RefSeq, a predicted model, not a curated record
AAUUGUCUGAUUUUAACUUCGUAUGAGGUUUGACUAAAUUUUAAGGAUUAAUUUAUAAUUUACCGUAAAUUAAUUGUCUUCCCAAGGGCUACCAGGAGGAGAAGAAUAGAAAAGCUCUGUUGUAUGGUUGGGGAAGUGAAAAUGACCAACUCUUCAUAGCUUCAAGAACGCUAUCCAGGAUAUCCGUCUGAAAACAGGUUGGCAUGAACUCCUUGUGCUUCCUUUUGCACAUAAUUGUGUGUUAAAAUGCGUGCUUUCAAAUGCUGCUUUAGCUUGAAGCGAUCAAGAAAACAUCCAGGGUAUGAGGAUCCUAUCAUGCUUGCUUCUGAGACACCGUUUUCUGUCAAUGAAAUAGAGGCUUUGUAUGAUCUAUUCAAGAAGCUGAGUAGUGCCAUAAUUGAUGAUGGUCUAGUUCACAAGGAAGAAUUCCGACUUGCACUUUUUAGAAAUAGCAGUAAGCAGAAUCUUUUUGCAGACAGGAUGUUUGAUCUGUUUGAUGUCAAGAGUAAUGGGGUAAUUGAAUUUGGAGAAUUUGUACGGUCAUUAAGCAUCUUCCACCCAAAUGCUUCUGAAGCUGACAAAAUUAUAUUUGCAUUUAGAUUGUAUGAUCUACGGAAAACUGGCUUUAUUGAGCGUAAUGAGUUGAAGGAGAUGGUAUUGGCUAUUUUGAGUGAAUCAGAUAUGACACUUUCCAAUGAUGAUGUUCAAUCCAUUGUAGAUAAGACAAUGGUUGAAGCAGAUUCAAAAGGAGAUGGAAAAAUUGAUCAAGAAGAAUGGAAGGAAUUCAUAGUGAAGAAUCCAUCUCUCAUAAAGAACAUGACUCUUCCAUAUCUCAAGGAACUAAAUCAAGCAUUUCCUAGCUUUGUGGUGACGAACACUGAAGUUCCAGACUAGAAAUCAGUUCCAAUGAAGACGCAAGGUAUCACAUUCUCCUCCAAUGAGAUGCUGAAGACAAUGACAAAAAACUUUUUAGCCAAAUGCAGCAUAUGAACAUGAAUAAAGAACCAAGAAUUUUAUAGAGAUGCCCUUAAAAGGGAAGGUCAGUGGAAUUAAACCAAAGUAUAUAACAUCUACUACUUUUAACAUCACUUUUAAUUAGCUUACAUCAAAUGAUUUUGAUUAAGACGGUUUGUGUAUUUUGUUCAUAUUGUUAUUAAAACAUCCUGUGAGAUUUGCCAAAAUAAAAUAUAUUCCUUCUGAUGAA